This is a messenger RNA of Prunus armeniaca (apricot), 765 nucleotides long. The record is from the annotation of a GenBank genome assembly. NCBI's taxonomy places the organism in Eukaryota, Viridiplantae, Streptophyta, Magnoliopsida, Rosales, Rosaceae.
AUGCAGAUCGAUGGUGCAGCGACUGAAGCUACAACACUGCAACUGAGGGUCUAUAAUGGGGAUCUCAAGUACUACGGAAACAAUGUGGUGGCUUCAAAUAUCUACGACAAAUGGCUCAGACUCAAUGUCAUUCACAGUGUUGGUGCUGGAAAGGUCACCAUUUUCAUCGAAUACCGCUAUAUUUGUGCUGCUGAUCCUACUGAUGGAUUCACCCUUGUGCCACUAACAGAAGAGAACUUCAAGUUACAGAAACCCUACAACGAACCCCUCGAUGAUCGUUACAGUGACAAGGAUGGAGUUCGAAGUUUCUGGAUCUACAACCAUGACAAGCCAUUCAAAACCGAUAGCACAACUAGGCCCCGUUCGGAAGCGCGCAUAACGGGUCAUGACUAUUCUUCUGGGAUUUGGCAAUUCGAAGGCUAUGCAUUUGUGCCGAGUGGUACUUCUGGGGUUACAAUAGUGCAGAUCCAUGGUGCAGCUGAGGGAGCUACAUCUCUACAACUAAGGAUGUAUGAUGGAGAUAUCAAAUACUACAAAUACAACGUAGUAGCUACCAAUCUCUAUGAUAAGUGGUUCAGAGUAAACAUAAUCCACAACGUUGACAAAGGGAAGAUAAUAGUUUUCAUCGAUGGUGUGAAAAAGUUUGUGGUGAAAGAUCAGGGACCAGGGGACCUGUAUUUCAAAUUCGGAGUAUAUGCUGCACCAGAAAACUCGAGCAACUACAUGGAAUCACGGUGGAAAGAGAUCAAACUUUACAAAAAAUGA